AUGCACCUUCCACUUGUGAGUUAGCACCCUUGUAGCUAAUGGCCAAAGAAAAGCCCACCCCCCCGAAUUCAUCUCCAUUCUCUUACGCUGCUACACUGGUCAAGGCGUUGGGACGUAUCUCGCCGUCUGCGCUUCAGACAGACGCGAUAUAUCGUUUUUGGUCUACUGGUCAACGCGUUCACGCAAGGUCCAUACGAUCUUCACUGAAUAUCGUACGAGAGACUUGGACCACACCAUGUCUCCAGAACCGGCACGCAACUCUGAUCUGACAGGACCUGCCUUUACCUACACAGAGCUCCCGCGAGAGUCUCCAUAUCCCACUACUCGUAUGAUACGCCUUCUGCCGAAUAAAGAUAAAGAUGCAGAAAUCGAAUGCGAACUCUUCAACUAUGACUUAGCGUCAGGCGGCGGCGCGGAUUCGCACCUCUACGAGGCCCUUUCCUACGUAUGGGGAAGUAACACGAAAUCUCGGACCAUCAAAUUGAACAGUUACGUAUUCCCCGUAACGGAGAACCUCUAUCUUGCGCUGUCACGUCUCCGGAAUCGGCAGCUUGAGAGAAUACUGUGGGUUGAUGCGAUUUGCAUUGAUCAGAGUAACCGGGAUGAAAAAGCCAAGCAGAUCCCACUGAUGAGGGAAAUAUAUGCACAAGCUCAACAUGUCAUUGUUUGGCUUGGAGAGGCUUACGAAGAUGGCGAUAGAGCCCUUGAAGGACUCCGGUGCCUAGCGGAAGGGCAGGAUGUAGAUAUUAGGGGGUGUAAAGCACUAUGUGUGAAUUUGUUCGAAAGAGCUUGGUUUCACCGUAUUUGGGUACUUCAGGAAGUUGGUGUCGCAAGAUCCAUUUAUAUCAUGUGUGGCUCAGUUCAGAUAAACGGACAUAUCUUAUGCGAAGGCCUCAAUAAACUUAGUCUUACCCCAAAAGAUCAAGACAUGAUAGGCCCAAUCGUUUUUCUUAUCAAGGGGGCGCUUUUCAGGCCCAAAUAUGAGCCCAUGUCACGAGGAUCUCUUACUAUUGGGGAGCUUGUGGGCAUGUACUGCUUCCACGAUGCUACCGAGCAGCAUGAUAAAGUUUACGCACUUCUAGGCUUAAGUGCUGACCCGAUGACACCCGCUCUGACGCCAAACUAUGACUUCCCCUGGAACAAGGUGUUCAAGCAAGUUACCAGUUACAUUUUCCCAGAUGGUUCCGUGGAAACAUGGCCUGGAUCAGAUAUAGUCAUCAUCAGAGGCAAGGGUCGGGUUCUAGGCCAUAUUUGCUCCGUGCAACGAGUAUCAGACUUCGGCCAGCAAAAAGUGAAAGUCUAUCUCAAUAAUACAGCCCGGUCAAUCGGUUAUGAGAGCGAAUGGGAAGCUGGUUGGGAACUCCAAACUUUUGCACAGGCCUUUAACCCCGGGGAUAUCGUUUUCCUUCUUCAUGGGGCUUCGAGACCAAGUAUCAUUAGACUUUGCAGAGACCAUUUCAGGAUAAUCACACCUGCCGUGACUCUUUGCAAAAUGCGCCCCAGAGAUUCUCCGGAAAGCAAUUUUCAUGAAUGGCAUGCACUGGGUAGAUCAUGUGAUAUCUUACUGGCGUGGAGAAUUCCUCUGAAUAAUGAUACUAGGCCUCAGAAAUGGCCUGAAACAGAGCUCCCUGACAUGGUUCCAGCCUACCAAGAACAGUCCUUGAAGGCGGAAUAUAGACGAAACAAUAUUACCCGAAUCAUGGCAGGCGUUGCCAUGGGAGCAUUGGCCUUGGAGAAGUCAGAAGACGAUGAUGUAGCGCGCUUGCUCGUUUUGAGUGGUACAGAUGAUUCAAUUGUGAAGCAAUUGACUAAGGCUUCUGCAAAGGACAUUCGAUCCUCUCCUGACAAGAUCUUGCAAAGCUUUUUUCAAAGUGAGCAAGACGAUCUGUCAAUCUCCGAGGAAAUGCUCACGGCAGUGGCAGAGAAUGAUGGACCAUGUGGCUAUAUAAUCAUGGAGCUCCUUUUCCAGCUUCAGGGGUCCAGUCUUCCCAUCUCUGAAGAAGUAAUUGAGGCAGCAGCAGGAAACUCUGGAAGGUAUGGACAUCAGGUUAUGAAGGCUAUCUAUCGCCACCGUGGAGAGUUCUUCCCGAUUUCCGAAGAGGUGGUCAAGGCAGCGGCAGGGAAUACUGGAAUAAAGGCAGCCAAGAUAUUGAAGCUCCUCUUUAAAGCGCAAGGGGAAGCCAUUCCAAUUUCUGAAGAAGUACUCAAAGCGGCAGCAGGAAACCGCUCAAUUUAUGGGUUCGAGAUUUUAAAGAUUAUCGUUCACCAUCGUGGCCAAGAUCUCCUGGUCUCUGAAGAUGUGAUUAUAACCGCAAUAGAGAAUCAUCAUUGGGGAUACGACAAUAUCCAUUAUCUCCUUGAAUGCUGCGAUAGAACAGUUUCAGUUUCUGAGGCACUGCUUAAGGCAGCAGUAGCAAGGCACGUGUCAUUCUUGAGAUUACUUAUUGAGCAAGGAGAGGAAAGCCUUCCAGUCUCUGAGGAAGUGGUUAAGGCAGCAGCAGGAUGUGUUUUUGGGCAUGAGUCCCUGGAAUUACUCCUUCAAUGUGGAGAGAAAAGUAUUCCAAUCUCUGAGGAGGUGAUUAAGGUAGCGGCAGGAAAUGAGAUGCAUGGGGAUAGAAUCCUGGAAGUACUCUUUCAGUACGCAGAGGGAAUUCUUCCAAUGUCUGUGGAAAUGGUUAAGGUAGCGGCAAGGAAUGGAAUAUCUUUUACAGAAUUACUAGAGGAAAAACUCUUCAAACGAGAAGGGAAAAGGCUUUAUAUGAGUGAGGAAGUGGUCAAGACAGCAGCACAGAAUGAGGGCAGUGGACCUGCACUUAUGGAAUUCCUCUUCCAACAGGAAGGAGAUA
Aspergillus costaricaensis CBS 115574 is the source of this 2846-nucleotide messenger RNA. Its product is annotated as HET domain-containing protein. Lineage: Eukaryota; Fungi; Ascomycota; Eurotiomycetes; Eurotiales; Aspergillaceae. The annotation marks the transcript as partial. The transcript has 2 exons. The record is from RefSeq and is a predicted model, not a curated record.